GCCGCGGCGGGAGGAGAAGCCCAACCCCCUGCGGGCUGCCAACUUCUGCUCCCGGCUCUUCUUCUGGCAGCAGGAAUGGAGGGAGAUAUGCACAUUUCCCUUAAGUAUGCUGCCUUGCUAAUUAGAUCAGUUUGCCAAGAGGCAGCUGCUGCAAACUCCCUGAGUCCUGGUCUGUCCGCCCUGCUCUAUGGAAGAUGGGGUGGUUGAAUCCUUUAUUUGUUACUGGUCACAAACGAAAGCUUGAAGAAGAUGAUAUGUAUAAAGUGCUGGCUGAAGAUUCAUCAGAGAGGGUUGGAGAGGAGUUGCAAUGGUACUGGGAUAAAGAGGUGCAAAAAGCUAAAAAAGAAGCAAGAACGCCACAUUUAACAAAAGCAAUCCUACUUUGUUAUUGGAAAUCCUAUUUAGCUUUGGGAUUUUUCACAUUGAUUGAGGAAACACUCACAGUAAUUCAACCAGUCUUUUUGGGAAAAAUUAUUAAUUAUUUUGAAAUUUUUGAUCCUCUUGAUACUGCUGCUUUGAAUUUUGCCUACUGCUAUGCAGCUGCUUUGUCUGUGUGUACAUUGAUUUUAGCCAUAACACACCACUUAUACUUUUAUCACGUACAACGGGCUGGCAUGAAAUUGAGAGUAGCGAUAUGUCACAUGAUUUAUCGGAAGGCUCUUCGUCUCAGUAACACAGCUUUGGGAAAAACUACCACAGGUCAAACAGUAAAUCUUUUAUCAAAUGAUGUGAACAAAUUUGAUCAGGUCACAAUUUUCUUGCACUUUUUAUGGGCUGGACCACUUCAAGCUAUAGCAGUAACUGCACUUCUCUGGAUUGAAAUAGGCCCAUCAUGCUUUGCAGGAAUGGCAAUUCUGAUUAUUCUACUUCCUUUACAAACCUGUAUUGGGAGGUUGUUUUCUUCACUAAGGAGUAGAACUGCAGCCUUGACAGAUGUCAGGAUUAGGACAAUGAAUGAAGUCAUAACUGGUAUGAGGAUAAUAAAGAUGUAUGCCUGGGAAAAAUCAUUUUCAGAACUAGUUAGCAGUAUAAGAAGGAAGGAGAUUUCCAUGGUUCUUAAAAGCUCCUAUCUUCGAGGAUUGAACUUGGCAUCGUUCUUUGUUGCAAGCAAAAUAACAGUUUUUAUGACUUUCAUGACAUAUGUACUCCUUGGCAAUGUUAUUUCUGCAAGUCGGGUGUUUGUGGCAAUGUCACUGUAUGGUGCAGUGAGACUGACUAUCACUCUCUUCUUCCCUGCGGCUGUUGAGAGAGCAUCUGAGGCACUGAUCAGCAUACGACGAAUCAAGAACUUUCUAAUACUUGAUGAGAUUUCACAGUUCAAUCUGCAGUUGGAGAAUAGCAAUGAAAAUGUCGUACUUCAUGUUCAAGACUUGACUUGUUAUUGGGAUAAGAGUUUGGAAAUCCCGACCCUUCAGCAACUUUCUUUUACUGUCAGACCAGGUGAAUUAUUGGCUGUGAUUGGCCCUGUAGGAGCUGGGAAAUCAUCUCUCUUAAGUGCUGUCCUCGGCGAACUGCCUAAAGAUAAAGGUUUGAUGGAUGUUAGAGGAAGAAUAGCCUAUGUUUCUCAACAGCCAUGGGUAUUUCCUGGCACCGUGAGAAGUAAUAUACUAUUUGGUAGAGAAUAUGAGAGAGAAAAAUAUGAAAAAGUUCUAAAAGUUUGUGCUCUUAAAAAAGACAUGGAUUUGUUAGAAGAUGGUGACCUAACUGUGAUAGGAGAUCGUGGCGCUACACUGAGUGGCGGUCAGAAAGCCCGUGUAAAUCUUGCCAGAGCAGUGUAUCAAGAUGCAGACAUCUACCUCUUGGAUGAUCCACUGAGUGCAGUAGAUGCAGAAGUUAGCAGACACUUGUUUGAAAAGUGUAUUUAUCGGGCCUUGCACCAAAAGGUCUCUAUUUUAGUGACUCAUCAGUUGCAGUACCUCCAUGCUGUAAACCAGAUUUUGAUUUUAAAAGAGGGUAAAAUGGUGGGGAAAGGGACCUAUUCAGAGUUCCUGAAUUCUGGAAUCGAUUUUGCUUCCCUUUUGAAAAAAAAUGAAGAGGUUGAACAGUCACCAAUUCCUGGAAUCCCCACUAUGAAGUCAGCAAGGAACCGUACCUUUUCACAGUCCUCUGUCUGGUCACAAGAUUCCUUGGUGCAGUCACAGAAAGAUGGAACAGUAGAUCAGCCACCUACUGAACCUUUGGUGACUGCGCUGCCAGAAGAGAGCCGGUCUGAGGGAAAAAUAAACUUCAAGAUUUACAGGAAAUAUUUUGCUGCUGGAGCAAACUACUUUGUAAUUUUUAUACUUUUACUUCUAAAUAUUUUGGCACAGGUUGCUUAUGUGCUUCAGGAUUGGUGGCUUUCAUACUGGUCAAACCAGCAAGAAAAGCUGAAUGUCACAGCACAUGGAAAUAGUGGAAUGAAUGAGACUAGACAUCUAGAUCUUAGCUUCUAUUUAGGAAUUUAUGCAGGAUUGACGAUGGCUACCGUACUGUUUGGCAUAGUGAGAAGUCUGUUGGUAUUCACAGUUCUUGUGAAUGCUGGUCAAACUUUGCACAACAAAAUGUUUCAAUCACUUUUGAAAGCUCCAGUGUUGUUCUUUGACAGAAACCCUAUAGGGAGAAUCUUAAAUCGUUUCUCUAAAGAUAUUGGCCAUCUGGAUGAUUUGCUUCCACUGACAAUUUUGGACUUCAUACAGACUCUCCUACAGAUUUUUGGCGUGGUAGCUGUGGCUGUGGCAGUGAUUCCUUGGAUCCUCAUCCCUUUAGUUCCACUUUGUAUUCUUUUCAUUUUUCUUCGACGGUAUUUCUUAGACACAGCGAGAGAUAUUAAACGUCUGGAGUCCACAACUCGAAGUCCAGUGUUCUCCCACUUGUCAACAUCUCUUCAGGGACUUUGGACAAUUCGUGCUUUCAAAGCAGAGCAAAGAUUCCAAAAAUUAUUUGAUGCUCACCAAGAUCUUCACUCAGAGGCUUGGUUUCUGUUUUUGACUACCUCCCGAUGGUUUGCUGUGCGGCUGGAUGCCAUCUGUGCCAUCUUUGUUAUAGUGGUUGCCUUUGGUUCCCUGCUUCUCGCAAAGACUCUAGAUGCAGGACAGGUUGGCUUGGCAUUGUCCUAUGCAAUCACGCUCAUGGGAAUGUUCCAGUGGGGAGUUAGGCAAAGUGCUGAAGUUGAAAAUCUGAUGAUCUCAGUAGAAAGAGUAAUGGAAUACACAGAACUUGAAAAGGAAGCUCCUUGGGAGUCCAACAAACGUCCACCAGCUGAAUGGCCAAGCCAAGGAGUGAUCGCCUUUGAAAAUGUUAACUUCACUUACAGCUUAGAUGGACCCUUGGUGUUGAGGCACUUGUCUGUUCUAAUUAAAUCAAAAGAAAAGGUUGGAAUUGUGGGACGAACAGGAGCUGGAAAGAGCUCCUUGAUAGCAGCCCUCUUUCGGUUGGCUGAACCCAAAGGAAGAAUUUGGAUUGAUAAGUACUUAACAUCAGAACUGGGACUUCAUGACUUGCGGAAGAAAAUUUCAAUCAUACCUCAGGAGCCCGUUCUGUUCACUGGAACGAUGAGAAAAAACUUGGAUCCUUUCAAUGAAUACACUGAUGAAGAGCUGUGGAAUGUCUUGGAAGAGGUGCAACUGAAGGAGGCUGUGGAAGAACUUCCUGAUAAAAUGGAGACACAGUUGGCAGAAUCUGGAUCUAAUUUUAGCGUUGGUCAGAGACAGCUCGUGUGCCUUGCCAGGGCAAUUCUCAAAAAAAAUAAAAUUCUGAUUAUUGAUGAAGCAACAGCAAAUGUGGACGCAAGAACGGAUGAGUUGAUUCAAAAGACAAUCCGUGAAAAGUUUGCCCAGUGCACUGUGCUGACCAUUGCACACAGGUUGAACACCAUUAUCGACAGUGACAAGAUUAUGGUUUUAGAUGCAGGAAGACUAAAAGAAUAUAAUGAGCCAUACAUUUUGCUACAAGAAAAAGAGAGCCUGUUCUACAAGAUGGUGCAACAAGUGGGCAAGGCUGAAGCUGCUGCUCUGAUUGAAACAGCAAAACAGGUCUACUUCAGUAAAAAUUACCCAGAAGUUAUUCAGAAUGGUCAAGUUGUCACAGAUUCUUCAAUAGAUGCUGCCUCAGGAUUAAUCUUAUGUGAAACUGCCCUGUGAUCCAGCGUAGACGUGAUUGCUUUCUAUAGAAUGCAAACCGGAAACCAUCUAAACUGGAUGACUGUCAGUGUUUAGAGUGGAGCUUUUUGCACUAGACAAGAAUCAUAUUUAAUAUUAAGAAAAAUGUUUCAUCUAGCUCUUUCUUUAAUUUUAAAUACAUUUCCAUUGCUAAAGGAAUUAGGCAGACCUAGGGUUUUUAUUUUGAAAGUUACAUUGCAAAGACUUUCAUAUUUAAAUUACAGAUGCAAGGCAUCUAACAAUUCCAGGGUGCAGUUUUAGAGGUUGUUAGAAAACCUGGAGUUUCUCUAUUUUCCCAUUUGAAAGAAUGUAAAAUCAAUUUGUUUAGUGUCACUUUAAAAUUUGUCUUACAGCAGUUUUGAUAAUAUAACACACCAUUUUCUAAUGCAAUACUUAUUAUAUACUCCAUCUUUUUAAAGCAGUUUUGCAAACUGGCAGAAACAAGAACUGAACCAACCAAAAAUAUAUUUUUAUAGAGAUAAGUUCACAUAUUGUUGUAAAUAUAAAUUUUAAAAUUAAAAUGUAAUACAGGUAUGGCGUGUAGAAAUUAACGUAAAAAUUUCAGUUUUCCUUUGCUGAGAUCCAAAUGCUGAAAAUGAAUAUCAAUCUACUGUAUUUUAGAAGAAAAUGGUUGCAUUUUGCUUAUAUUUUGCACUGCACCAAUAUUUAAAUAAUUUAAUAUACAUUCCUCUUUUUAUCCAGCUAAUCAAAGAAAAAAGUAUUAAAUUAACUAGAGGAAAUACUUAUUGAAAGACUUGUCAUCAGUAAACACUAUGUAGUGAAAAGUUAUCUUCUGCAAAACACAUUGUGAAAAUGUAUACGUUAUUUGCAUUUAUUGUGCCUUAAUACAAUUCAAGCCAAAUCUCCACCUGCAGAGUACACAGCAAAUUCAUUAAAUAUACUUUUUUAUUUUACUGUUUUAAAUUAAUGCAUUUAAAAAAUUUGCAUCAGGAAUUCUGUUUAAAUGAAGCUUUGUGAAGUUGCCAUUUCAGCUCUCAUGGAUAGAAAACUAUCACUUGUAAUUUUGACAGUUUCAGAGUGGUAGCCGUGUUUAGUCUGUAUCAGCAGAAAUAACAAGGAAUCCUUGUGGCACCUUUAGAGACUAACAAAUUUAUUUGGGCAUAAUCUUUUGUGGGCUAAAACCCACUUCAUCAGAUGCAUGGAGUGAAAAAUACAGUAAGCAGUAUAAAUAUUACAGCACAUGAAAAGAUGGGAGUUGCCUUACCAAGUGGGAGGUCAGUGCUGGAAACUGGACAUCAUUAAGUUAGGCCUGAAUAAAGACUGGGAGUGGAUGAGUCACUACAAAAAGUAAUUUUCCUUCUGCUGAUACUCACCCUUCUUGUCAGCUGUUGGAAAUAGGUGACAUCCACCUUGAUUGCAUUGGCCUCGUUAGCACUACAUAAGUAAUUUUCCUUCCCUUAAUAUUAGCACUGACCCCCCAAAUGUUUUAGUCUCUAAGAUGCCGCACGGACUCCUUGUUGUUUUUGUAAUUGUGAGUAUCCCUACUGAUAUUGAGAAGAAUUUAAGGAAACAGAUCUGUAUUAUGUGUUCAUAAGUUAGGUCCUGAUCCAGUAAAGGGCUUAGCAUGUAGCACUAUUGUGGAUGUGUCCUGCCAGUCACACCCCUUCACACGCACUUAUGCCAAGGUUCAAAAUAGAGACCAGCUGUUACAGAUCUCUGCUCUGUGGCAUUCAAAGGGUUGUGGCAUCCCUGGAUGUGGGUUCUUUGUGGUAUGGACCACCUGCACAGCAGAAAUGAUCCAUUUCUGCUGCAUUUUGUUCUCAUUUGCCCAUCUACACAGGUGUGGCAUCUGGCUCCUAGUAACACUUUUAUUAUUUCAAACUGAAAUACUUUUCUGCUUGGGCAGAUUCUGACACCCUUUCCCUCGAUGAGUAGCACCUUACUCCACAAUUACUCCCAUUAAAUUCAAUAGGGUGGCAUUUGAUAUGGUGCUAUUUAACAUAAGGGGCUCACAUUCGGACCCUUUUAUUGGUGUGAGUCUAAUCUCACCUAACCCUGUUUUACAGUGGUGCAAUUCUAUGGCCUUGCAUGGAUUUAUGUCUUGGGUUUACAAUAAGAUAAGAGGAAAGUCAUGCAUACUGUGUGUGAUAUGCUGGAGUUUUUAAACAUACAAAAGUGCAGGCAUCUGGCCAUAUUGUACUGUGAAUCUAUGCCCAUAAUUUCCAUCUAUAUUCAGGAGAAUCAUGUGCAUGGAUCAAGGGUAUAAUGUGGCUCUAGGCCAUUUCAGCCAAAAAUGCUUUUAUGAUAUAUUUGAGAGAAGAAUCCAAAGUUUCUAGCUUCUGCAGGCUCACUGGCAUGAAAGCUAGACAGAUCUUGCUAUAUCAGACCCUCCACUAGUAUACUGUACUUAGAAUUAAUUUGAUACUCUAGCUUUUUGAAUGCACACAGAAAAUGUUAGGCAUCUAUGAGAAUGCUGUUUAUGCUGUAUAACAUGUUUUGACAGGACAAUACUGGCUAUAUUUCUCAAAUGUCAAUGUCAUAGAAAUCAAACUGAAAACCUGUGUAAGUUGUUGAACAGGACAACUGGUACUGCUAUGUUCAUGUUCUAGUAACUCCUCUCAAUGCCAUUAAAUCCAUAUUGUACUCUUUAAAAAAAAUAGUUCAGCUAAGUAAUGCAGGUUAGAUUUGAUCAAUAAAUCAUUGUUCAGUUUUUUUUCUUAA
Messenger RNA from Gopherus flavomarginatus (Mexican gopher tortoise), 6818 nucleotides. It is a transcript of the gene ABCC4, whose product is annotated as ATP binding cassette subfamily C member 4. The record is from RefSeq and is a predicted model, not a curated record. The transcript is spliced from 32 exons. Lineage: Eukaryota; Metazoa; Chordata; Testudines; Testudinidae. Gene Ontology annotation, molecular function: ATP hydrolysis activity; ATP binding; ABC-type transporter activity. Gene Ontology annotation, biological process: transmembrane transport. Gene Ontology annotation, cellular component: plasma membrane. The coding region runs from base 195 to 4118 and encodes 1307 amino acids.